Molecule: messenger RNA, 4700 nt
Organism: Calypte anna (Anna's hummingbird)
Lineage: Eukaryota; Metazoa; Chordata; Aves; Apodiformes; Trochilidae
Gene: CMTM4
Product: CKLF like MARVEL transmembrane domain containing 4
Exons: 4
Coding region: 198-833 (211 amino acids)
Cellular component (GO): membrane
Source: RefSeq, a predicted model, not a curated record
CCUCAUCCAGCGGCGCGGGGCCGGGGCGCAGCGCGAUGCCGCCUUCGCUCUCCCCUCACCGCUCCGCCUGAGGCGGGACCGGGGGAGCCAUGCAGCCGGCGCUCCGUUAGGUGAGCGCGGCUCGGGUCAGCUCAGCUGGGCUGGGAGCUCUGCAGCCACCCCUUCAGCAGCGCGGCGGUACCGGCACCACCGGCACCAUGAGGAACGGCGAUGACCUGGAGGGCUUCGACGGGGAGGCGUCCAGCACCUCCAUGAUCUCAGGGGCCAGCAGUCCCUACCAGCCCACCACAGAGCCCGUCAGCCAGCGCCGCGGGCUGGGCGGCCUCCGCUGCGAUUUGGAAUACCUGCGGGGCACCUUCGGCAGGAUCAAGCUGGCCGAGGUGGUUUUGGCACUGAUUGCAUUCAUCUGCAUAGAGACCAUCAUGGAAUGCUCCCCUUGUGAAGGCCUUUAUUUCUUCGAGUUUGUGAGCUGUAGUGCACUGGUGGUUACUGGAGUUCUGUUGCUUAUGUUCAGUCUUAACCUUCACACAAGAAUACCACAGAUCAACUGGAAUCUUACUGAUCUGGUCAACACUGGACUCAGCACUUUCUUCUUUUUCAUUGCCUCUGUAGUACUUGCUGCUUUAAACCAUAAAACUGGAGCAGAAAUUGCUGCUGUGAUAUUUGGUUUCUUGGCCAUGGCAGUGUAUGCUGUGAACACAUAUUUAGCUAUUAAAAAGUGGCGAAUGAGCAGCAGACAACAAAACAGUCGUCAGACCAGUGAUUACAUCCGUGCUCGGACAGAAUCCAGAGAAGUAGAUCAUCGCCCGGAGAUCCAGCGGCUGGAUGCGUGAAACCAACAUCCAAAUGGGACUGCAAAGGGAAAAGAAGUGUUGAACUCCCUCAUGGAAUAAAGGGUUUUUUCUUUAUUUAAGGAAGAAAAGGAAGAUCAGAUGGUGGCAAAGAGUGCCCAGCCCUGCAUAUGUGCAGAGGUGCGUUGAGCUGGAAGGUGUUGUCAUGAAGGCAGUAAAUCUUGGUCAUUCGAAAGCAAGAUCUGUUAAAGAUGCCCACAUAUAUAUACACAUAUAUUAUAUAGCUUAUAUAAUAUAUAAUUAUAUAUAUGUUUUGAAAUAAGUUUUUGUUUUGGAUUAACUGCACAGUACUUUCCUUCCCUGUCCCAAGUGCAAACUCUGCCAGUGUUUCUUCACCUGUCAUAAAUGCUGAGACCAGCACUACACUGGUUAAUAUAGGAAAGAAACCCACUGAAAGUAAAUCUAAUAUACACAAAAAAAAGGAACCGAGGGGCAAAUAGCAAUAACUUCAACCAUGUAUCGUCUCCAAUGAACUCUGUCCAUCCUUGUGCAGCCUUGGCAGCUCAGCCCAUUUCUCAUCUACAAGAUCUGCAGUUUCACUCUUGGUGCACUUAUAUAGCUGAAGCAGACAACCAUUUCACUUUUUUUGUUUCAUGGAUAAAGGGUUGAGGUGGUCACCCUAUGGGUUACUCUGGAAUUACCAUGCUCGGUUCAUGCAUGACCUUGGCCAGAUCUGAACUUGAGUGAAGUCAGCGUGGUUACUGAAUGGUCAACAUGAUGCAGCAAGUGCAAGUGUGUGGUUUUUUUCUUAUGUUAGGAUACAUUCUAUAUUUUUUUCCAAAAACAGGGAAAAAAAAAAUGCUUGGGAUGGAGGGGGCAUAGUAGAGAAAGAAGGGUUGUUAUCCAAUAGAUUCACCUUCCAGUUAUGGCUUUCUUUUUUUAUUUUUUUUCCCUCUUUUCUCCAAGGUUCAACUUGUUGAGAAGCAAGAAUUAACAAAAAAAUUAUUAUGCUCUUACAAAAUAUUUCUAAGGUUGCAAUAUUGUUAUACAUGCUUGCAUGUGGCACAUGUAAGCAUUACAUAAAUAAUUGCCUUUUUGGAAGAUUGGUUGUUUUUCCGAAAUCCAUUGAUAGUAGGUAAAACACUUAAAGUGGGUGCAUUUUUUCCCCCUAAUAUUUCUUUGGAUAAUGAGCAAGAUAAGAUGGUUUAGAAAUGGAUUUGUUUGGAAAAAAUUUUACCUAACUGAAAGUUUCUUAUUUUAAUUGUACUUCCAGAGAAUAGAAGGAUAUUUACUUUAAACCCCAAUUUUGCAGUAUUUGGAUAGACAAUGUAAUGUCACUAGGAGGAUGUCCCUUGCUAUUUUUCUGGGGUUUUUUUACUGUUUUUAUCCAUGUAAUCCAUUAUUUGGCAUCUGCAUGCCUGCAUGUAACAUGCAGAAAAUUUUUUGGGAAGAUCUCCAGAGCAAAAUUCCUUUCUGGUGUAAAUCUCUGAAAUGAGUGGAGCUGUAAAUCAUGCAUGCCUGAAUUUAUCUUCCACUUAAUUUGAACACUUUUUGCCUGUGUUAUUAUGUAGCUCGUAAGUGGAUGAAUGCAGGUAACUGGAGUCUUCAAAACAAAUGGCAAUAUGUUGCAGAUAGGUUAAUUUUAAAUAUGAAGAACAGGUUAUACCCAACAGAAGAUGAAUAGAAGUGCCUGGGCUUUUUUAAUACCAGAGGAAACUUGGUGGUGACAUGUGUGAACCUAACGCUGCAAUGCUUGCAUCAAGUAACAGAGAACUAUUUUGAUGUGUGACAACUGGUGACAAAACUAAUGUAUUUUCAAUUUACUGAUGUCUACAGUUAAUUAAACAUUAGUGACUAACAUGGAGAUUAAAAUUCGGAGUCACCAAUGAGGUUAAAGAAAACUUGCAUUUUCUUAAUGAGUAAUGGUUUAUCAGUUACUGUGACAAGGAUUUAUUGUGCUUCAUUGAAAGUUAAUGCCACAGGGACCACCAGUUUAAAAGAAGACUGAACCACAUAACCCAGCCACUAAUGUUAGGUUUAGAACACAGAUAUUUAGGUGUGUAAUUUCAUUGGAAGUGUAAUCUGCUUGGUGGUUAAUGACAAGGACCAAAAUGGUGUGUACAUCAGAAAACACUCUGUUUCUCUCAUGUACUCCUUGUGUUGAUUUUUUUAGAGGUGUGUGGGUCAACUGUAAGUUUAUGAAUUUGCUAUCUCCAAAUCCUUGCAUCUUUUCUUAGCUAGGAAAAGGAUAACUUCACCAAGCUUUUUGUGGAGUGAGAUCCUAAAAAUCUUUUAUCUUUCAUCUGAAAUGGUGAAUGCAGUGAUACUUCUAAUGUAGUCCAGUACUUCAUCAUUUAUUAUACCUGAAUCACACAGUGACCUUGAGUGCUUUUACAUCCAAAAUGAGUUUUCUUGAUCUGAGAACAGUGUGUCAUUAUUUAUUCCUUACAUCAUGACUUGAGUUUAGCACAGCUUUCAGGGUGGAAUUCAAAGAAAAUACUGAUUUAAAAAAUACUAUCUGAUACACUUUAUAAAAUAAAAACAAAUGUAAAUUUGUAAUUUCCUUAUUCUGAGGACCAAAGAUGAUUUUAGUAUUGUAUAUACUCUCUUAAAAAAAAAAAGAAAAAAAAAGGAAAAAAAAAGAAAAAUCCUAAGUUUUAAGCAUUUAUUGCUCCACAGAGACAUACACUUUUUGGAUUAUAUAGAAGGGAAAUAAAGUAGUUAUGAGAGACAAGUAGAUUUGAGACAUUAAGAUCAUCUGAUGUAUUCACAGUUGAUACCCCUUGUCCCUGACUUAAUUUCUCACAUGGUUUGUUGAAGAGGUUGCUAAUAUUUUAAGACCAUUAUGCAAACUGUAGUUGUGUUAAAAAAACUCUGAAGGAAGAGAAUAGGGUAUAAAGUUUAAUUUUCUUGGAAACUUUUAUAGAAAAGUGAUGUUAAAUUGUUUCUUCCAGCCAAUUAGCAUGGCUUGUAAUUGCUGAGAAUAGAGGGAUAAUUUCUUACAGUCCUUAUGAGUGCUGUUUAGCUCCAUAAAGGGACUCAAAACCCACUGUAAAUAAAACUAAACAGUUAAACCUUACAGGAACAGGGAGCUUGAAACUAUAAUCAUUGUGAUUAGUUCUCUCUUGUCAAAGUAAGCCCUCAGACGUGCAAUCUCCAUCUGUUACUGCAUGUAGAAAUGGCAGUAAAUUUGGCAACCUAUGCACAGACUUUAAACAAUAAGCUAUGACUGAAGCAACAGCUCUCUAGUGUUGUAUGAAUGGUUUUCUUUUAAUGCUGUGUAUGCUCAGUUUUGUCAGCCUUGGUUCAAGUUUAUCAUAUGUUCCUGUAAUGAUGUGCAAACUGCCUACAGUGGGAGUUUCUGAAACCAUAAGAACUGAUUUGACAUUUUCAUCAUUUCUUAGUAGAUUCCUUCCCACUCUCCACUUAUUUCUUUCAUUUUGUGUAUUCAUGCCUCAUCUAUCUCAUAUUUUAAUAUUUGAUUUUUGUUAAGCCUUUUUCUUUGAUCUGUGUAGUGUCUGCUUCAGUAUCAGGUAGAAUACUGUGUCCAACAUCCUUUUGCUUAGUAUGGUACUCUUAUGGUAUGGUUUAUGGUGGUUGGGCUGGAUGUGCUGGGGGACAUUUCCUGUAGGACUUGAGAAGCUACCUGGUAUACUGUAUGUAUUUUUGUGUACGCUUUCUGGUAGGACCCACAUGCUUAGAGGUUGAGAGGUUUAAAUUCAUCUGCCUCUUACUUUUUUGAGAGACAAGGUACUGACUCCAGAGAUUUGAUGCCUAUGUUUUCAGUCUGUGCUAUUCAUCAUGGGCUUUGUAUUCAGAAGCUGUGCUUUGGAAGCAGCUUCUCUUCUUUUGCUUAUAAGAUCUUCCAUGUGAAUUUAAAUAAAAUCAACAACGUGUGGUGCUUCUUCA